AGGCUUGGUUAGAGAAAUAAAAGAAAGUAAGACUUUCUGGAGACAGUGAGCAGUCUCCCUGCACACUCAGCCUUGGGCAAGGACCCGGAGGCCCCUGGUGCUGAGCUGAGAGGCUGAAAUUCUACGGAAGCAUUAGAGAAGGGCCAACCAAAGCCAUGAUAUUUCCAUGGAAAUGUCACAGUGCUCAGAGGGGCUUAUGGAAUGUCUUCAAGUUGUGGGUCCUGACUAUGCUUUGUUGUGAUUUUUUUGCAUAUCAUGGAACUGAUUGCUGGACUUACCACUAUUCUGAAAAACCCAUGAACUGGAUGAAGGCUAGGAAGUUCUGUCAAGAAAAUUACACAGAUUUGGUUGCCAUACAAAACAAGGGGGAGAUUGAAUACCUGAAUAAGACGCUUCCCUUCAGUCGUAGUUACUACUGGAUAGGAAUCCGGAAGGUGGAAGGGGUAUGGACUUGGGUGGGAACCAACAAAUCUCUCACCGAAGAGGCGGAAAACUGGGGCGAUGGGGAGCCCAACAACAGGAAGACUAAGGAGGACUGUGUGGAGAUCUACAUCAAAAGGAGCAAAGACUCCGGGAAGUGGAAUGAUGAUGCCUGCCACAAAGCCAAGAGAGCCCUCUGUUACACAGCUUCUUGUCAGCCCAGGUCAUGCAGUGGCCAUGGACAAUGUGUGGAAGUCAUCAACAAUUAUACCUGCAACUGUGAUGCAGGGUACUACGGGCCCCAGUGUCAGUUCGUGACUCAGUGUGAGCCUCUGGGGGACCCAGAGCUGGGUACCAUGGCCUGUAUUCACCCUUUGGGCAAGUUCUACUUCACAUCCCAGUGUACCUUCAACUGCUCUGAGGGAACUGACAUAACUGGGAUUGAAGAAACCACUUGUGGACCAUUUGGAAACUGGUCAUCUCCAGAACCAACCUGUAGAGUGAUUCUGUGUGAGCCCCUAACAGCACCUGAUUUGGGAAAUAUGGACUGUAGUCACCCCCUGGCCAGCUUUGGCUUUACCUCCACAUGUACCUUCAACUGCUCAGAAGGAACACAGUUAAUCGGGGAGAAGAAAACUAUUUGUGGAUCAUCUGGAAACUGGUCCAGUCCUAGUCCGAUAUGUCAAAAACUGGACAGGAACUUCUCAAUAAAUAAGGAGGUCGACUAUAACCCCCUCUUCAUUCCUGUGGCAGUCAUUGUUACUGCAGUCUCAGGGUUGGCAUUUAUCAUUUUUCUGGCGAGGAAAUUAAAAAAAGGCAAAAAGUCUCAGAGAAGAGCUUGGUCAAAGGAGGUGAGAGAGUCAGGAGAGCUAACUGGAUGGGGACAAAGGCAUGGAUGAUCCAUAUUAAACCACCUGAUGUGAAAGGAAGUACUUGGGAUACUGAAGUAUCACUGGAUCCUUCAGAUCUGUCCAUGACAAGUUUUGCCUCGUGGCAUCUCCUGCACUGAAGAUGAAGUGUGUGUUUUUCAGUG
Molecule: messenger RNA, 1453 nt
Organism: Sus scrofa (pig)
Lineage: Eukaryota; Metazoa; Chordata; Mammalia; Artiodactyla; Suidae
Source: RefSeq, a predicted model, not a curated record